Messenger RNA from Salarias fasciatus (jewelled blenny), 567 nucleotides. RefSeq names its product guanylin-like. The transcript is spliced from 3 exons. The record is from RefSeq and is a predicted model, not a curated record. Gene Ontology annotation, cellular component: extracellular region. The coding region runs from base 78 to 404 and encodes 108 amino acids. Gene Ontology annotation, molecular function: guanylate cyclase activator activity. Lineage: Eukaryota; Metazoa; Chordata; Actinopteri; Blenniiformes; Blenniidae.
ACACACCGAGCUGAGCACCUGCUGAGCACUUUCACAACUACAGACUUCAAAACAACUUGCGAUCUACGCGAUCAACAAUGAAGGCCGCCAUCGCCACCGUUGCUCUCCUGGUCCUGGCUCUCAGCUGCACCUCUGAAGCUGUGCAAGUCCAGGAAAAUGGAUUGUCUUUCUCACUUGAAGCCGUCAGGAGGCUUCAGGAGCUGACGGAGGGCUACUAUGGCACGGGACAACAAAAUCCCAAAUUCAGGUCGAGCUCUUCCUCCCUCUGCGCCGACCCCAUGCUGCCUCAGGAGUUUCUGCCUCUGUGCAAGCAGAGAGGAGCGUCUGCAUCACUCACCAGACUAUCUGUGGUUCCUCUGGACAUCUGCGAGAUUUGCGCCUUUGCCGCCUGCGCCGGCUGCUGAACAGACACAGCAAACCGCCACACAUCUUGCUCAGCUUCAGACUUGUGAUUUCUUUUCAUCUACCCUCAUGGUUUAAGGAACUUCUGACAUUUUUACCUGCAAUGAUGCAUCAAUGACUUUAUCCUUGGAGUUCUGACUAAAGCCCGAUAGAGGGUUUUAGGCA